Messenger RNA from Monomorium pharaonis (pharaoh ant), 1715 nucleotides. RefSeq lists its product as uncharacterized. The record is from RefSeq and is a predicted model, not a curated record. The coding region runs from base 215 to 934 and encodes 239 amino acids. Lineage: Eukaryota; Metazoa; Arthropoda; Insecta; Hymenoptera; Formicidae. The transcript has 3 exons.
UAUAUAAAAGGAUACUUUGAUUCUAUAUGUGUCAUUAAGAUCAGAGUGCGACUGAGAAAACAUUUUAAAAAUAAUUUUGUUAGUCUAAAACUUCAGUAUAAAAGGUCGAUUGUUUUGUAUUACGCUUGAUUUAUCUUCGCCGUACAUUAGUUAAAAUUAUUUUGUUGUUUGGUGUAGUUUUGUGCUACUUUGCAGAAAAAUCUUUCUAUGAGAAAUGUUUGCAAUAUUCUUUACUUUUAUGUUUGUAACAGCGUAUGCGGCAAAUGAAAUACCUUCUUACAUCCACCCGUGUAGUCGAAAAGAUCCCAACUACAGUCAAUGCUUUGCAGACAACAUUAAUAGUGUGAAGAGUUAUAUUUGCACAGGAAUACCGGAAUUUAAUCUUCCUCCGCAAGAACCACUAAUUAUUGACAAAAUUGAUAUUUUUGACACGGAUAAUCUGAAAUUGUUUAUCAAAAACUUAAAAAUAAGAGGAAUUUGUAAUUUCGAUGUAACUUUUCAUAAUGUAUCUUCUGACAAACUUCAUUUCGAGUUUAGUUUCACAAUCAAAAAUCUUUCCAUGGACUCCGUCUAUAAUGCUGACAUACGUUUACUGGUGUCAUUUGCUAAUGAAGGACUAAUUCACAUUACUUCAGAUAACAUAGACGGAAAGUUAAGUAUAGAUACGAAAGAAGUAAUCAAGAACGGUAAAAAACAAAUAUAUCCAUCAAAAAUAAAUUUUAUUCUCAAUAUAAAAAAAUUCAAUUAUACGUUUGAUGAAAGCGAGAAAGAUUUAGUUACACUACAUAGAGUUUUUGUCAAAACCAUAAACGAAAAUACAGAGGAAAUAAUUAAUAUAGUUACGCCGAAAUUAGAAGAGAGGCUCUCUAAAUUAAUGAUUUCUGUUAUAAACACUAUUAUCUACAACAGAUUUGAACAAUUGUUUCCCGAUUAAGCAUAAAAUGUCUCAGAUAUUCAUAUUUCGUUCUUAGAUUUGGAACGUUUUAUUUUUAGAUACUGUAUAGAUCAUUUUAUUUACUACAGAGUAUCUAAAAAUAUAUAUAAAUAUAUAUAAAUAUAUAUAACCUAAGACAAUCUUGUAUUUAAGCUCCGACUACGAAUACAAGAUAUUGAAAUUCUUCAUCAUUAAGUUGUUUUACGUAUCCCGCAAUGUAAUCCGAUUUAAUUAAAGAAAAAUUAAAAUAUGUUACGUGUAAUAUAUUUUUAUUAUAUUAUUCUAUAUCUUAUAAUGCAUUCCGAUUCAACUAAAAAAAAUUAAAAUAUAUUAGCUAUAAUAUAUUUUAAUUAUAUUAAUUAAUAACAAUAUUAUAAAAAUAAGCAAAAUGUUUUAAUUAAGUUAGAUAAUAAAAGAAAAUAUUGUUUAAUCAUUAUAGAUUACUAGCGCAACAACACAAAUUAUUAUUUAAUUAUUAUAAAUUACUCUCGUAAUAGAUUAGUGUAAAAUAAUAUAAAAUAGAAAUGUUAUUUUUAUCUUUGUAUUACUUUGAACGUUAUACUUAUUACAAUAAAAAUUAAAAAUUAUGUUAUCUGACAUGUAAUAGUUGCAAAACACAUAUUUAAGAAUUGAUAUAUUUAAUUCUUGUCAACAUAUAUUAGUAAAAUUAUAAUAUCAUAUUUUGUAAUCAUAAUUUUAUACUUGAAAUUAACAAUGUCUCUUACUUAACAAUAUUUAAAAAAUUAGGAUCUAUAAAAUAAAGAUCGAUGUUCAAUGUAAA